Molecule: messenger RNA, 2696 nt
Organism: Thalassophryne amazonica
Lineage: Eukaryota; Metazoa; Chordata; Actinopteri; Batrachoidiformes; Batrachoididae
Product: rab11 family-interacting protein 2
Exons: 6
Coding region: 372-1787 (471 amino acids)
Biological process (GO): regulated exocytosis
Cellular component (GO): endosome; phagocytic cup
Molecular function (GO): small GTPase binding
Source: RefSeq, a predicted model, not a curated record
UUGCUGUGUUGGCUGAGUUCAGUAAUGGACUGCAGAAGCAGCAGCUCUUGGCUCUGAUUUGGUUCACGAACACUUUAUGAAUGCGUUUGUGCAGUUUGUCUCUGUUGUGGAGGAAUACCCUAAACUGCUGCCUUCACCGCUGAACAUAACAAAGAGAUGACUCAGCAGUGGCUUGGACAUAAAACAAUUGACAGAAGAUGAGACGUGCUCACUUUGUUGUUUGUAAUGGUUGCCAUUAUAGACAUGUAAAGCACACUGACGUGACUAACAAGCUGUAGUGGGUCAUGUUAUUUGUCCAUCAUCAUUACUAAAAUAUGUACAUAAUUGUCAUUUAGUUUUGCGUGGCUUACAGUAAAUAACCUGUGUUGACAAUGUCACUGGGUGAGCAGUCUCAAAAGUGGUUUCCAACCCAUGUCCAAGCCACUGUUCUUCAAGCAACUGGUUUACAGCCGAAGGGCAAGAAUGGCACCAAUGAUGCCUUCACUGUCAUCCAGCUGGGUAAAGAAAAGUACUCCACAUCUGUGGCAGAGAAAACACUCAACCCAGUCUGGAGAGAAGAGGCCUCUUUUGAAUUACCUGGUCUGCUUAUGGAAGGCAACCCUGAAGUAUAUGAACUCAUCCUUACGGUGAUGCAUCGGUCAUUAGUUGGAAUGGACAAGUUCUUGGGUCAAAGCUCCAUCAGCCUGAAUGAAAUUUUUGAUAACAAGGAGCGAAAGAAAACUGACUGGUAUGCCUUACAGUCCAAACCAGGAAAUAAAAGGAAAGAACGAGGCCGUAUCCAAGUGAGCAUCCAGUUCAUGAGGAACAACAUGACAGCCAGCAUGUUUGACCUUUCCAUGAAGGAAAAGCCUCGCUCACCUUUCUCCAAACUUAAGGACAAGAUGAAGGGUCGCAAACAUGAUGGCAGCUAUUCUGACACAUCUUCAGCCAUACUGCCUCGCUCUGCCAUGUGUGAUGUGGAGCCCAACCACCAGUCCUUCACCCCAGCGCCACAAACCAAGCCUGACACCAAGGCUAAGAGACCGCUUCUUGCUGGCACCCAUAAACUCUCUGCUGCUCAUUCCAUGUCGGAUCUCAUUGGCACCCACUUUCGUCCCAAACUGGACUCCAUGAACUCCAUAGAGGAGAGGGGGAGCACAGCCGGCCCUCAUAGGCGGUCCCAGAGCGAGGUGCCAGGCUUCCAGGAUGGUGAGGCGCAGGACGACCCUUUCACUGAUAUCAGUGACACCCUGCCACAGAAGUAUGCCACGCUUCCACGUAACCACAACCCUUUUCAGGGGGAUCAAGGGCAGCAGUGGGACCGGGCUGAGCGGAAAGAGAAAAAGGAGAAGGUCAGCCUACUGGAACGUGUGACAGGAAAGAAAGAAGGCCUCAAAAACAGCAAUGGGGGGCGUUUGGGCAGCUCUGGAGAUCUGCGCUCCCCAAACCCCUUCAGCAGUAACUCCCAAGGAGACACUAAUCCGUUCAGCUUCACCUACAAAACCAGUGAUAAAAAGUCAACAGGUAGUGGAAACAGCCAUGGUCAGAAGAGCAGAGAUAACCACGGCAAGAAAAAACAUUCCACAGCAGAAAGUGCAGCUGCUUACAACAACUUGUCCUUUGAGGAAGUUGUACAAGAACUCAUCAAACAGAAGGAGGUCGUGAAGAAGAAAGAUGCCCACAUCAGGGAGCUGGAAGACUACAUUGACAACCUGCUUGUGCGCGUCAUGGAGGAGACACCAAGUAUUCUACGGACACCUUAUGAGCCCAAAAAGAAGGCGGGUAAACUUCCUAAGAAACAGAAAUGAAGACAACCAGGACUAUUAGCUAAACAAUGAAGGUGUAGUGGUAGCAAUGUUUUAAGAAUUGAUGGUAACGAGUUGCGAACAAAUAGCUCAAUAAUCAAAGUUUAUAAUAUAUUUCUUUAUCAUUUGUAUUCAUUGUAGUUUUUCUAGGUGCUCCUAAGUCUUACCUGUUUAUUUCCAUCUUCACUUUGUGCCUUUUUUUUCUUUGGUAAUACUUUUUAGGUACUUAAUAGAAUUAGAGAUUUUUAUCAGUUAGUCAAAUCGGUAUUUCUCACAAAGAUUAGGUUUACAUUUAUUUGAUGCACUUGUAAGCCUGCAGAGGUCUGCUGCACAUAUACCUGCCAUCUUUUUUCUUUUAUUAAGGUACAAGCCAAAUCCCUGUUUACCACAUGUUGUAGUAGCAGUUGUGCGAUGUUUGCUCAAAGAUGCCAGUGUUCAAGUGUUUGAUAAGAUGAAGCUGUAUUUGCUGUUUACACACAAGCACAAGUCUUCAAAUUGUCACUCAUCAUUCAGUACACAUUUGCUGGCAGCUUCAUCCAGAGCACCUCUGCUGUGGAUGUGGAUGAUCCCUGUCCAACACAUCAGUGUUUCUUCGGUAUUCUUAAGGCCGGCAUAUACUACAGUAAUGCUUCACCUCCAACGCAGUGAAAACAGUUAUUAUCAGAGCUCCAGACUAACUUUAUUGAGUAGGAGCACUGCAGCCCCUCACUGAAAACUUCAGUAGCACAUUUAAAAAAAUUUAGGGGCAUAAUAAAUUCACAUUUUCCCCACCUUAACUGUAUUACUGUUAAAUGGUUUGGGAGUAAAUCAACUCCCUCCACCAUUUCUGUUGGAAACAUUUCUUUAGGUCAUCUAGUCCUAAUGUCAUGAUGACCUAAUUCCAUCAUGAGGCGUCUGUCCACAUUUUAUGCA